Messenger RNA from Ochotona curzoniae (black-lipped pika), 1656 nucleotides. RefSeq names its product ECSIT signaling integrator (gene ECSIT). Lineage: Eukaryota; Metazoa; Chordata; Mammalia; Lagomorpha; Ochotonidae. The record is from RefSeq and is a predicted model, not a curated record. Bases 357 to 1631 code for a protein of 424 amino acids. Gene Ontology annotation, cellular component: mitochondrion. The transcript is spliced from 8 exons.
UGUGGGCUGGCUAGUGGGGUUGUUGGGUCUGAGCUGGGCUGCAGCACCCACCAGACCAGUCUGCUGCCCAUACUGGCAUACACAGGAUUAGGCUUUCGGGGCUCACUCCUGCCAGGCUACGGUUACCGUACAGGGGACGAGACAGCCAGUCCUGGAGGCCCGCAGAGGACUGCAGGACCACGGAGGGCAGGACAACGUGCACAGCUCUGCCGGACAAGCUUUGCCGGCGAGGAUCUGUGUGAGCAGAGACGCCGAGGUGGACCGCGUCAGCCCACGGGCCUGGCAGUUCCUCUGGCCUGCAGCAGCUAAAUCGGCAGCACUGCAGAACAAGAGCACGUCGCGUGACCCACGGCGCUAUGAGCUGGGCCCAGGCCAUGCUGCUGGCCCGUGGCCUCGCCAGGGGCUGGGCCGGCCUCCGCGGGGUCCCCCUCUCCCAGCUCCACUGCAGUGCAGCCUCCCACAGCGCGGAGCUGUCGGUGGCCCCCGGGCCGCCGGAGGACAAGCACUCUGAGCGCAGACCCCUCCGGGUCCCGACGCCCCACGAGGAGCUCUUCCGGCAGCAGCAGGGGCCCGGCGGAGGCGAGCGGGACAAAGCGAGCUUCGUGCGCGCCGUGCAGGGCUUCGGCCGCCACAACGUGCGCAAGCGUGGCCACGUGGACUUCAUCUACCUGGCCCUGCGCAAGAUGCGCGAUUACGGCGUGCAGCGCGACCUGGCCGCCUACAACCUGCUGCUCGACGUGUUCCCCAAGGAGGUCUUCCGGCCGCGCAACAUCUUCCAGCGCCUCUUCGCGCACUACCCGAGGCAGCAGGAGUGCGGCCUGGCGCUGCUGGAGCAGAUGGAGUUCCACGGGGUGAUGCCCGACAGACAGACGGAGUUCCUGCUCAUGCAGAUCUUCGGGCGGGGAAGCUACCCCAUGCUGAAGCUGCUCCGCAUGAGGCUCUGGCUCACCCGCUUCAAACACAUCAACCCCUUCCCCGUGCCGGCCGAGCUGCCCGCCGAGCCCGUGCGCCUGGCCAGGCUGGCCCUGCGGCACAUGGAGCCGGACCUGAGUGCCCAGGUCACCGUGUACCAGACUCCCUCCUCCACGGACGACUCGGCGAGUGAGGCCCAGCCCCACAUCGUGGGAAUACAGAGUCCCGAGCAGCAGGCCGCCCUGGCGCGCCAUAACCCAGCCCGGCCCGUCUUUGUCGAGGGCCCCUUCUCACUGUGGCUGCGGGACAAGUGUGUCUACUACCACAUCCUGCGAGCUGACCUGCUGCCCCCCGAGGAGAGGGAAGUGGAGGAGGUCCGGGAGGAGUGGAACCUGUAUUACCCGAUGCAGCUGGACCUGGAGUACUCGAGGAGCGGCUGGGAUGACAGCAAGUUCGACAUCAGUGAAGUGGAGGAGGGCCCCGUCUUCGCUAUGUGCAUGGCGGGCGCCCACGACCAGGCCACCCUGGCCAAGUGGAUCCAGGCUCUGCAGGAGACCAACCCAGCCCUGGCCCGGAUCCCCGUGCUGUUCCGCCUGACGGGGUCCAGCGGGGAGCUGCAGCCGGACUCCACGUCGUCCUCGUUGGGCCUGGAGGAGCGCUCGCCCCCCGAGGCCCAGGACCAAGACGAGGAGGUCCUGCAGCAGCAGGGCCAGCGCUGAGUGACCCCGCGGGCUGCGAGGGGUG